Salpingoeca rosetta is the source of this 24814-nucleotide messenger RNA. Its product is annotated as tyrosine phosphatase. Gene Ontology annotation, cellular component: plasma membrane; catenin complex. Gene Ontology annotation, biological process: homophilic cell-cell adhesion; protein dephosphorylation. Gene Ontology annotation, molecular function: calcium ion binding; protein tyrosine phosphatase activity; cadherin binding. NCBI's taxonomy places the organism in Eukaryota, Choanoflagellata, Craspedida, Salpingoecidae. The record is from RefSeq and is a predicted model, not a curated record. The transcript is spliced from 6 exons. The coding region runs from base 41 to 24517 and encodes 8158 amino acids.
UGACGCUUCUCGGAAGAAAGCGCUCAUACACGUCAACAGGAUGAGAACAGCAGUUGGUCGGUUUGCCCGGCUGCUGCUUGGCGCCACUCUGGUGUGCACGCUACUGGCGACAGCAGCAUGCAAUGCACAAGACGACCCCAUCGCCAUCUCGCUCCGUGAAGGAGAAUCCACUGACGUCGAUGUCUUUGUGGAUGGCCUUGAUCAAGUGUACCUCACCGGCACCUCGCAAACUGCAACUUGGAGCACCCGCGCGCAAGCUUCAAACUUUGCGGUUGUGCCACUGAGAUCGGUGAACACGGCAAGGAGCCCGGCAAGCGUGGUGUGCUCGUGGCCAGAGCCGGGCACGCAACUGCACAUUGUCUCCGAGCAAGGCGUGGGCACAGGUUCCGUGAACGUGUACGACGCCACGACGCUUGAGCUGGUGCAGACGCUUGUCGUCUCCGACAAGCCCGCUGGUUUGUGUCGCGCGCGCGUGGGUGGCGUUGAGCAUCUCGCUAUCGCCAACACGCGAACAGGCAACGACUUUGCGACCAAAUCGAACGUGUACGCGUGGGACACGACUACGCAGCAGUUUGUGCUGUUGCAGCGCGUGUCCACGGUGGGCGCAUCCGCAUGUGCGUUUGCGCAGCGGGGCGAUGCGACGACGCUCAUAUUCUCCAACUCGCAGGACAACAGCGGCAACACCAACUUGGCCUCGCCCGUGCUCCGCUUCAACGCCACGCUCGGUGCAUACGUGCAGGUGCAGGAGUUGGCGACGCAGGGCGCGACAGACGUCACCGCCGUCCACGUCCCCGCCAACAGCGCUGUCGAUGACCAGGAUCACGUCCUGGUUGUGCUCGCAAACAAGUACGACUCGCAGCAGGCGUCGUUCGACACGCCAAGCAGCGUGUGGCGCAUGCAGGCUGACGGCACCUUUGCGCCCAUGCUCACGCUCGCCACCUCUGGUGCAGAGUCUGUGUCUGCUGUCUGCCAGCCGUCAUCCAGCAUUGCCGGUGACUGCGACCUGACAGUUGCGCUUGUUGCCGAUCAAGGCAGCACCGUGGCCAUCUUCCGUCUUCUCAACGCCCACACCGCCAUCACGGCUGCAGCCACGACGGCCACUGCCGCACCCAUGCAUGUGGGCCACACCCAAUCCAUUGCUCUCGACACGGAAAACAAAGUGGCUGUGCACGCCCUCCUCUUCACCGUGGGCUCACCAAUGGCCCAACAACAGCAGCAACAACAGCAACAACAGCAACAGCAGCCUCUUGGGCUGUUUGUGUCUGUGGAGCGGCUGGCUGCAAUCGAGUACCAGUUUGACGCUGACGUGAAUGCGUUUGUGGACGUGAGCGAGGUGUCUGCCAUCACGCACGCGGUUGCAGCUGUGCAGUGCAGCCCGCAGCAGCUGGCAGUGGUGACGGCCGGCUCCGUCUCCCUCUCCUCGGACGGCACGCUUGAGGACGUGGCGCUCACCCCCAUUGCUGAGACUAGCACCGACCUCUACUUUGGCGAUCGGGGCGACAUCCUCCCUGCCGUUGCAACAGCAACAGCAGCUGUGCUGGAGGUGCACCUGACACCGUCGUCGUCGUCGUCGUCGUCGUCGUUUGCCGUGAGCAUCACGGCUGUUGCCGAUGCCGUGGUUGAGGGCGACGAGACAGCAACGCUGCAGCUGCUGGAUGCAAACGCAACUGUGCUGCGCACCUGGUCCCUCACCGUGCUCGACAAUACCAAGGACAUGCUCUUGGACAUGCGCGUCAACGCGACCGUGGAAGAGAACGCCAGUGCAGGCACGCUUGUGUUGCCCGCAAGCAACGUGCGCCUGGACACAAGCGGUGUCAGCGGGGGCAAUGCGGCCGUGGCCUUUACCAUCCAAGGCGUGUCCUCAGCCCUCUUCAGCGUCAAUGCUGACACGGGCGCCAUCUCCACGGCCACGCCCCUCGACAGGGAGACGCAGAGCACGUAUGUCGCCACGCUCAUUGCCACGGACACAGCCACGGGCCAGACUGACCGCAUGCAAGUGGUCAUCAGCGUGCUCGAUGUCAACGACAACACGCCGCAGUUUGAGUCCAGCAUGUACAUUGUCGAGGUGGACGAAGGGCAGCCCGUGGGCGCACACGUGCUGACGGUGCAAGCUGUGGACGAUGACGCGAACAGCAACGGCGUGAUCGACUACUCCAUCGUGGGUGACGCCGCCGCACUGCAGACCUUCGCCAUUGACGCGUCCACGGGCGCCAUCACAGCCAUGCGCACGUUUGAUGCGGAGGACACGGCAUCGCAGCAGCUGUUUAACUUUGACGUCUUUGCCCGCGACCGCGCCGGUGCCAACAGCCGCACCUCGUCCACGAAGGUGUUUGUUGUCGUGCGCGACACGAACGACAACGCCCCCGUCUUCCGCGAGGGCACCGCGUUGUCGCUCGCCGUGGCCGAGGACGUGGCCGUGCCCACCCUGCUCACCACCGUCAGCGCUGCCGACGCCGACAACACGUCGCCCAGCAACCUGGUGCAGUACUCGCUCGUCUCUGCAGACAGCACACCAAGCGCGGACGCGGCGUUUGACGUGGACGCGACGACGGGCGCGGUGACAGUGACGUCGCCACUCGACCGCGAGGCAACCGCUGCUUACACGCUCAUCGUGCUGGCAAGUGACCUGGGCACACCUGCGCAGACGGCAUCGCUCAACAUCACGGUGACAGUUGGUGACGUGGACGACAACGCGGCUGUUGCUGCAAUGGACCGCGUUGCCCUGACCGUCUCCGAGGCAGACGCACCCGGCACCGUGCUCACCACCAUCGCCACCACGGACGCCGACACCACCACGACCGCGCCACGCUUCUACCUGGCGAACGGCGAUGCCACCACAACGGCAGAAUCGCUGCUGGCGGUUGACCGUGCGACGGGCGUCGUGUCGCUCGUGCAGAGCAUUGACCGCGAGGCCGUGACGUCGCUGCAGGUGACGAUCGUUGUUGAGGAUCCGUUCCACGGCGUCAACACCACCACGCUGCUCACCAUCACAAUCGCCGACGUGAACGACGUGGUGCCCACCGUCACUGCACCGCGCGCCGCUGUGAACGUGAGCGAGGACACGCCGGUUGGCACGCUGGUGACGCGCGUGGUUGCCGUCGAUACAGAUACGCCGCCCAACGCCAACCUCUCCUUUGCGCUCCUGUCGGACUUUAGCGACAGCGAUGCGUUUGCCGUGGACGCGCGCACAGGCGAGGUGACGCUGGUGGCACCGCUCAACUACGAGGCGAAGCAGACACACUCCCUUCGCGUGCAAGUGCGCGAUCGCCCUGCUUCCACCAGUACCAGCACCAAUGACGUGAACACGGUGCAGCACACGGUGACGAUUGCAGUAGUUGACGUCAACGACGAGCCACCGCGCGUGCUCCAGUCAUCCCUGGCGGCGACGGUGCAGGAGGAGCUGCCUGCCAGCACUGUCGUGGUUGCCUCGCUUGGCUUCUCCGAUGCCGACACAACGCCCGCCUUCUCCACCCUCACAUACACCGUGAGCGAGCCGACAAUGUUUGCGGUGGUGCAGGACGGUGACACGGGCGACGCUUCCCUUGUGCUUGCACGUCCGCUCGACAGGGAGACGGAUGGCGAUGCCGUGACUGUGACGGUGACGGCAUCAGACGGGCUUGCCGCUGCUGAUGUCACGGUCGCCGUCACCAUUGCGGACAUCAACGACAAUGCCCCCGUGUUUACGGGACCGCCACCGGCGCGCCUGGACGUGGCUGAGCACACCGCUGUCGGCACGGUCGUGCAAGAGCUUGUGGCGACGGACGCCGACCAGGCCAACACGCCGGCCUCUGCUGUCCGCUACAACAUCACUGGCGGAGCGUUUGCGCGCUUCUUCACCCUGUCGCCAACGACGGGGGCGCUUGCCGUUGCUGCUGACAUUGACCGCGAGGCCCUGGCUGCACAGGCCAUCACGGGCGACGUCGUGGUGACCGCAUACAACCCGGGAAGUGACCUGGCAUCCACACACACCAUGCAGGUGACCAUCGCCGACAUCAACGACAACACGCCCGUGUUUGAGUUUGCGCAGUACAACGCCACGAUUGCGGAGGGCGAGCAGGGCGUGGUGGUGGCCACCGUCACCGCCACGGACGCGGACGCCGGCGACAAUGCGCGAGUGCAGUAUGAGCUUGAUGUGGCCUCGCGCGCGCUCUUUGCGAUUGAUGCGGCCACGGGUGUGAUCACCACCCGCACCAGCAGCAUCGACUUGGAGACGGACGCGCAGGCGACAUACAUGCUGUCAGUGACUGCGCGGGACGGCGGUGCCAGCAGCCGAUCCUCCACCGCACAUGUGCGCGUGUUUGUCACGGACGCCAACGACGUUGCCCCGCGCUUUGAGCAGAGCACGUACACGGUGACCAUCUCGGACGUGCAGGAGGGCCCAGUCGCCCUGGCCCGUGUCAGUGUUGUUGACGGCGAUGUGUCGCUUGUCAACCGCAUCACAUCCGUUGCCAUCACAGCCCCAUCGCCACCAUCGCCAUCAUCGACGGUGGAGAGCGCCCUUGCCGGCGCGUUUGCAGUCAACACGACGACGACCGCAACAGAGAACGUGUUUGACGUGGUGUUUGUUGGUCCGCUGCCGGAGGCCGUGCGCGGGGCCAUGACGGUUCGCCUGUCGCUUGUUGCCGCCAACACAGCUGCACCCGAGCUGACCGGCAGCGCCGUGCUGGACGUGGUCGUGGUCGCCACCAACAAGUUUGUGCCCGUGUUUGUGUCCGGUGAUGACGGACCGGCAGAGGCGGGCCCCAUAUCCGCCACCACGCAGCAUGUGCUUGAGGACGCGGCGCUGGGAUCCGUUGUCGGUACCGUGUAUGCGGUGGACGGCGACGUCGGCAGCGAGGGUGAGAUUGCGUUUGCGUUCGCCACGGGCAACGAUGCCGGCGCGUUUGCACUUACCCCUGCUCGUGUGGUGGUUGUUGCCGUACCUGGCAUUGCCGAGCCCGUCACGGUGUAUGCAAGCAACAUCACGGUCGCGCCCCGCGGCCCAGGGCUGGACCACGAGGCUGUUGCUGUGCACAACCUGAUGGUGACGGCGACAGACCAGGGCGUGCGCCAGGCCACGGCGACGCUCAACGUCACGGUUGAGGUUGGCGACGUCGACGACAACGCACCCCGCUUUCAGCAGGGCGUGUACGCGCACACCGUGGCUGAGGAUGCUGUCGUGGGCACGGUGCUGGUGACCGUCGCAGCAAGCGACCCGGACACGGGUAUCAACGACCCACUCACGUAUGACCUCUACAUUACAGGCUCUCACAACCCGUUUGCCAUCAACGCCACCACGGGCGAGGUGACGCUCGCGGCACCACUGGACUUUGAGCAGACGCCAUCAUACUCGUUCCGCGUGCUUGCCUUCAGCGGCAACUCGCCCCUCAUUUCCUCCGCGCGGGUGGACGUCACAGUCACCGAUGUCAACGACAACACGCCGGUCAUCACCAACAUGCCGCCCGGUGCGCGCCUGGAGGUGUCGGAGGGCGUUGUUCCCGUGCAGCAGCUGUACAACUUUGCAGCCACAGAUGCAGACAGCGGCGACAACGCUGCGCUCACCUUUACGCUCGUAUCGGUAGCCGCAAAGCCGCGCACCAAUACAGCGGCAUCCAACAGCAGCGUUAGCAUGGGAGGUGAUGGCGGCGAGACGUGGACGAUGCUGGCGCCCGAUGGCAGUGGUGCAAACCCGUUCUUCCUUGAGCCGGCCUCGGGCGUGCUGGUGGUGCAGUCGGCGGUGGACAGCGAGACGUAUGCCGAGUACCGCUUGCUGGUGCGCGUCAGCGAUGCUGGGUCUCCGUCACCCCGCAGCGUCGACUUCAACAUCACCGUCGCCAUCCUGGACGAGAACGACAACGCGCCCGUGUUUGUUGACGCCGAUGGCAGUGCCACUGAUGGUGCUGUUGGCUACGUAUUCAACGUGUCUGAGAAUACGUCGGCACCAGCCGCCGCUGGUCGCGUGUAUGCACCUGACGCCGAUGCUGGCGACAACGGCGCCGUUGCCUUUGCCAUCGACAACACAGCCGCCUUGCUGCCGUUUGUCAUUGAUGCGCAGACGGGCGUGAUUUCCGUCAGCAGCGCCCUGGACCGCGAGGAUGUGGGCGCAUACACGUUUGUUGUCGUGGCCACGGACCAAGCUAGCAACGCAGAUGACAGGCAGGUGGCGACCACAACCGUGGUGGUGAACGUGCUGGAUGUCAACGACAAUGACCCCGUGUUUGACACUGCCGCACCGCCGGCGCGCGUGUCUGUGAACGAGAACGGCAACACGCCCCGCACCGUGACAGCGUUCAUUGCGCGAGACGCUGACGAGGCGACCACCCUCGCCUUUGCCAUUGUUUCCGUGCAGCCGGCUGAGCUUGCGUCGUCGCUGUCGCUCAACGCGGCCACGGGCGAGCUGACCCUGCUUGCGCCCCUGGACUACGAGACCCACACGGAGGUCACCGUUGUCGUGUCUGUCAGCGAUGGCGGCGCGAGCGGGACUGGCGUGGACGCAGCUGCAGCACGCAUGGCGCAGCGCAGGCUGGUGCUGGACGUUGUCGACGAAAACGACAACGCACCUGUCGUGACGGUGGACGGUGGCAAUGCCGUUGCGGACGGCACGGAGCUGUCGUUUACCGUGCAGGAGGAAGCAGGCGUGCGCACUGCUUUGACUGCCGUGAACGUGACAGACGCAGACAGCGCGCCCAACGCACAGCCGACGCUGAGGAUCGACACAGCGUAUGCACAGGCAAGCAUGUUCUCGAUUGUCGACGGCGUGCUGUACAUUGCCAGCACGGACAGGGAACAGCGGGAGGUGUACGCGGCACGUGUGGUGGCGAGCGACGUCGGCACCACACCGCAGCAGCUGUCCACGUCCUUCACCGUUCGCGUGGUGAGCACGGACAUCAACGACAACGCCCCGCGCUUUGCACAGCCGGCGUACGGCCCCAUCAACCUGGUUGAGAACCGCCCUGCUGGCGAGCACGUGGUGACGGUGCAGGCGACCGAUAUCGACGCGGGCGACAACGCAGUGGUGGUGUAUACGCUUGCAGACACAUUUGAUGGCCGGUUUGCCAUCAACGGCACUAGUGGGGCCAUCACCACGACCGCCAGCCUUGAUCGCGAGGCGGCACCAAACGGGUAUGUGCUGGCGGUGGUGGCUGCCAACCUGAACGACGCGACUGGCCCGUCCUCCGCUGUCAACGUCACUGUGCACAUCACGGACAUCAACGACAACCCGCCCGUGUUUGAGCAGCAGAGCUACGCUUUCACCGUGGCGGAGGCGGACGGUAGCACCGCUGGCGUGACCGGUGCAGCGAACAACAACGACAACGCCGUGCAGUUUGUGGGCACGGUGCGUGCCACCAGCGCGGAUAUUGGCGACAACGCCCGCAUUGUGUAUGCGCUUGCAGGCGGCGACACGGAUGUCCUGCGCAUCAACGCGACCACGGGUGCCAUGUACACGCGCCGUGCACUUGACCGCGAGACACAGGACACGUACCAGGUGCAGGUGACGGCAGCAGACGUGAGCGCCACGCCGCUGGUGACCAGCGUCACCGUGACGCUGCAUGUCCUGGACAUCAACGACAACGCCCCCGUGUAUGCGCAUGGCGACUUUACAUCUGUUAUAGUGCUGGAGGACGCGGCGCCAGGCACGCCCAUUGGCGUGCAGGUGGCAGCCCGUGACGCUGACCUGGGCGGCAACGGCACCGUGGCGUAUGCUAUUGUGGCCGGCAACACCAACAGCGACUUUGCCGUGGACCCUACCACGGGUGUCGUGUCUGUUGCGCGGCGCCUGGACUUUGAGAGCGUUGUUUCCUACACGCUUACGAUGCGCGCGUCGGACCAAGGCACACCGCAGCCCAAGACUGCGGACGUGCUGGUGGUCGUAUCGCUGGUGGACGCCAACGACGAGGCGCCCGUCUUCAACGCCGAUGUCGGCGCGCAGGUGGUCGCGGAGAAUUUGCCUGCAGGCAAGGUUGCGGCCGCGCCGUUUGCCACCGAUGCGGACAUCACGGCCGGGUUCAACCGCGUGUCGUACUCUAUUGUGGGCGGAAACGCCGCGGGCCUGUUUGCAAUUGACGCGGCAACUGGUGUCGUGCGGACCACGGGCCCUCUGGAUCGUGAAACCGAUGCUGCAUACAACCUGACGGUGCAGGCGGCAGACAACGGCGAGCCGCCCCUCACGGCCACGGUGGCUGUGCCCGUGGUGGUGGGCGAUGUCAACGACAACGCGCCCGUGUUCACCAGCAACGCCUACUACGCGUGGUCUGUAUCCGAGGAUGCGGCACCCAACACGCUGCUGGGCACGGUUGCUGCGAGUGAUGCCGACGCCGGCGCAAACGCCCGCGUCACGUACUCGCUCAUCAAUGCCACCGCGCCCCUGUUUUCCGUGGAUGCGACCACGGGCGAAGUGCGGCUGACGGGCGGACAGCUUGAUCGCGAGACCGCGGAGACACACACGCUCGUGGUGCGCGCGCGUGACAGCGGCGCACCCGUGCAGCUGUCCACGGACGCAACCAUUGUGCUCACGGUGCUUGAUGUCAACGACAACGCCCCCGUGUUUGUUGACCUGCCCAUGCAAGUGUCGGUGUUUGAGAACGCCACCACAGCCGACGUUGUGUUGCGUGUCUCCAGCACGGACGAAGACGUGGGCACAAACGCACAGGUGGAGUACACGCUGCGAGCUGCCAAUGAGGUCUCCGCGCCAGAGCCACUCGCCUUUACGAUUGGCCGAUUCACUGGCGAGGUGACGCCCGUGGGCGCGCUGGACUUUGAGAUGCACCAGACACACACACUUGUUGUUGUUGCCAGCAACCCAGAUGGCCGCGAGACGACGGCAGUGGUGACGGUGAAUGUGGUUGACAUCAACGACAACAACCCCGUGUUUGUGGACACGGAUGUGCAGGCAACGCUUGUUGAGAACGCUGAUGUCGGCACCGCUGUUGCCAGUGUGAUGGCCACAGAUGCAGACAGCGCAGCCAACACGCACGUGUCGUACGUGCUCGCAGACUCGGAAGUGAACGGCGUGAGUGUGAGCUCCGUGUUUGCCAUCAACGCCAGCACGGGCGUCAUCACGACGCUGACAGCUCUGGACUACGAGCAGGACGUGCGCACGUACGUGCUUGAGGUGACGGCAAGCGACGGGCACAUGCCUGCACCCCGCAUGACGCUGCUGCCCGCACGUGUCACAGUGACCCUGACCGACGCCAACGACAACGCUCCCGUGUUUGACAACCUGCCUAUCUCUGGCACGUUCACCGCUGCGGUGAGCGAGGCGGCCACCACAGCAACGAGCGUGCUGAGCGUUGAGGUGAGCGAUGCAGACAGCGGCAACAACGCGCGGGUUGCUCUGGCGCUUGCUGGCACGGAUGCUUCUGUCUUUGCCGUUUCGCCAGCUGGCGUCAUCACCACAACUGCGCCGCUUGAUCGCGAGUCCAAGGCAGCGUACAGCUUUGAGGUUGUCGCCACAGACAACGUCGACGGUGCCAUGCAGAACACGGUCACCGCGACGGUGCUGGUGACGGUACUGGACGUCAACGACAACGCGCCCAUGCUCACAGCGGCGUCACAGGCGGCCACCAGCUUCCGCAUUGCGGAGAGCGCAGCGGUGGGCAGCGAGGUGUUUACAUAUGUGGCGACAGACGCAGACGAGUACCACGCCAGCGACAGCACCACCAGCACCAGCACCAACACCAACACCAACACCAACACCAACGGCGCUGUACGCUACGCGAUUGUGGGCGGCAACUUGGACGGUGCGUUUGCCAUCAACGCCACGUCUGGUAGGCUGUCUGUGGCAAAGCCACUGGACUACGAGACGUUUGUCACAUACACGCUGACCCUGGAGGUGGCGGAUGCAACGACGCUCGCCCUGGCAGAGGGUACGCCCGCGUCACCGUCAUUCCCGCCACCACAGCCCACAAACCGCGUGGCACUCACUGUGCGCAUCACCGUUGAUGAUGUGAACGACAACGCGCCCGCGUUCUCGCAGACGGCAUACGCUGCCUCUGUUCUGGAAAAUGCGGCCGUCGACACGGCCGUUGUGCGCGUGGCGGCACAGGACGCAGACGAGGAUGGCACGCAGGCUGUGCGCUUCUCGCUGGCCACACACGCAAGCGAGUUUGCGAUUGACGCUGAGACGGGCCAGAUCACCACGCGUGUGGUGCUGGACAGGGAGGCGGUGCCCGUGUACAGCGUUGUGGUCACCGCGACAGACAGCGCUGUGCGCAACCCGCUGUCCACCAACGUGACGGUGACAGUGGCCGUGGAUGAUAAGAACGACAACAACCCGCUUCUCAUCGGCGCACCAAGCGCACUCACCAUCUCCGAGGACACGCUGGUGGGCGCGCGCAUUGCCGUUCUCAACGCCACGGACGCCGACGUUGGGCCAAACGGUGACGUGACGUUUGCCUUUGUGGGUGCCCAGCGGUUUCUCGCUGUUGAUGCGCACACGGGCGUGAUCACGCUUGCGACGGCAUUUGACAGGGAGACGCAGGCUGAGCACACGUUCACGGUGCGUGCACAGGACGCGGGCCAGCCACCACGCUCCGACGUGGCCACGUUUACGGUCACCGUGGGCGAUGUCAACGACAACUCGCCCGCCUUUGUGACGCAGGACGGUGCGCGCUUCACGGUGAGCGAGCUUGCAGGCACGGGCACGCGCGUUGGUGGCGUGACAGCCACGGACGCGGACGCUGGCGAAAACGCCGCCAUCGCCUACAGCAUCGUCGCAGGCAACGAUGCUGGCUUCUUUGCCAUUGACACCGAGAGCGGGGAAGUGACGAUUGGCGGCGUGCUGCCGGCUGGAGCGUUUACGGGGCGGCCCAGUGCAGACCGCAGCGUCACGCUGACCAUUGAGGCAAGCAACCCCGCAAGUGCGCCGGCCCCCAGCGGUGCUGUCCCCUCGUCCACCCUGGACAUUGUGAUCGUGGUGGAGGAUGAGAACGACAACGCGCCCGUGUUUGUGGGUCUGGACUCCGCCUACGCUGUCGUGGAGAACAGCGCCGUCGGCACGCUCGUGUUCACGGCGCAAGUGACGGACGCUGACGAGGGCACCAACGCCGAUGUGACGUACGCGCUGGUGGCGGUCAGUGGUGCUGACAGCACGGCCGACACGAGCGGCGUGUUUGCAAUCGACAGCGCGAGCGGUGAGGUGCGCGUGCGGGGCGCGGUUGACCGCGAGGCGCAGGCAUUGUUCACACUCGUCGUCCGUGCAACCGAUGGUGGCAGCCCUGCGCUGUUCACUGACGCCACGGUCACGGUCGCGGUCACAGAUGAGAACGACAGCAGUCCGUCGUUUGUGCCAUCCUCCCUCACAGCCACCGUCCCUGAGACGAGCGCCGCUGCAGCAGCAGCUGCAGGUGGUGAUGGAGGCGCAAUGUCCGGUGACGUGGUCGUCUUGCAGCUGCGCGUGACAGACGCGGACGAGAACGACUCGGCCACAUUCAGCAUCACGGGCAGCAGCACUGGUACGGCGGAAGCGUUUGUGCUGAACGCCACCACUGGUGUUCUGGGCCUGGCGCGUUGGCUGGACCGCGAGCAGCACGCCGUGCACCGCCUCACAGUGCGGGCUGUGGAUGCUGGUGGCAACGUGGCCACCGCCACGGCCGUGGUGACGGUAUCGGACGUGAACGACAACGCGCCCCGCUUUGCCAGCGGCGUUGAGCGCCGCAUGGUUGCGGAGAACGUGGCCGGUGUCACGACGGUCGGCGUGUUCACGGCAACGGACGCGGACGAGGGCAGCAACGCCGCAGUCACGUAUUCGCUGGUGAGCACCACGCACCCCGGCGGCAACAGCGCGGUGCGCGUGGACGCAGACACGGGUGUGGUGCAGCUGACGCAGGCGCUCAACUUUGAGGAGACGACGCAGAUCAACGUGACGGUUGAGGCGCGCGAUGGCGGCAGCCCGGCCACGCUCGCGGCCCAGCUCGUGGUGGUGGUCACGGUGCAGAACACCAACGACAACGACCCCGUCUUUGACGCAGACACGAUUGAGGUGAGUGUGCGGGAGGGUGAGCCCAUUGGCACGCGCGUGCAUCGUAUUGUUGCGCGCGACGCGGAUGGCGACACGGUUGCGUACCGGAUCCUCACCUCCGGCACCACCUUCACCAUCGACCCAACAACCGGCUGGCUGAGCACCAACGCCGUGCUGGACAGGGAGGAGGAGGACGCGUAUGCGCUCACGGUGUCUGCAUCGGACCCUGGUGGGCGGCGUGCUGUGGCCACGGUGCUGGUGCGCGUGGUGGACGUGAACGACAACGCGCCCGUCUUUGAGCGCGAGAGGUACGAAGCAACCAUCAUCGAGAACUUCAACUUUGGCUCGACGGUGCUGACGGCGCGUGCGAGCGACCGUGACCUCGGCGCCAACGGCACCGCCGGCAUUGUGUACAGCAUUCGCGACGGCGCCGGCAGUAGCAACUUUGCCAUUGACAGCGCCACGGGUGACGUGCGGCCAACGACGGCAUUGGACCGCGAGGUGCUGCCCGUCAUCACGCUGACGAUUGUGGCGGAGGACGGUGGCGGCCUGCAGGGGACCACCACCGCCGUGAUUACGUUGUUUGACCAGAACGACAACCAGCCCGAGUUUGCCAACGCCACCUACACGCUGACUGUGGCAGAGGGCAUGCCUGCGUGGACGCGCGUCGGCGCUGUUGUGGCACAGGACCGAGACAGCGACGCCAACGCCAUCAUCGCAUACAGCCUGUCUGGCAGUGGCGACGAGGCGCUGUUCUGGGUCAACGGGAGCACCGGUGAGAUCUUCGCCACCGCCGAGUUUGACAGGGAGACAAAGGACGCGUACACGUUCACCAUCACCGCGCGCGACCCUGACGCAACGCGCUUCCUGUUUACAGACUCUGCGUCCGUGACUGUCUUGAUUGAUGACGUCAACGACAACACGCCGCAGGUGCAGGCGGAGUACAGUGCGGAUGUGCGUGAGGACGCUGCGCUGGGCACGCUCCUGGUGACGGUUGCGGCAACAGACGGCGACAUCGAUGACAACGCCCGCAUCACCUACACCAUCGCCACAGCCAGUGGCAGUCUGCAGGUACCGUUUGCUGUGGAUGCGGUGAGCGGCGAGGUGACGGUCGCUGGUGCACUUGAUCGCGAACAGCAGGAGCUGUACGUGUUUGAUGUAGUGGCCACAGACAACGCCGCCAGUGUCGACCAGCGGCGCUCAGCCCGCACCACCAUCAGCAUUGCCUUGCUGGAUGUCAACGACAACGCGCCCGUGUUUUCGCAUGGCGAGUUUGUUGUGUUCAACGUGUCCGAGGCCGCCGCUGGUGGCGACGUCGUGGGCCGCGUGAUUGCCACAGACGCAGAUGCUGAAGAGAACAGCGUCGUCACCUACGCUGCUGUCGCUGGUGACGGCAACUCACUCGACCUGUUCGCGUGCGGGAGCGACGGUGUGAUUCGACUGGCCGCCGGUGCGACGCUGGACCGCGAAGAGCAGAACGAGUAUGUCCUACUGGUGGCCGCAAGCGAUAUCGGCGGUCUCAACGACACGCAGGCCGUCGUGCUGCUGGUGACGGAUGUCAACGACAACGCCCCCACGUUUGACGCACCAGCGUACAGCAUUGCUGUGACGGAGGAGGAGGAGUAUGCCGCCACGUCCGCCGGGGGCGAGGUGGUGCUGCUGCAGGUCACUGUGAACGACGCGGACCUUGGCACCAACGCGGCGGUGACGUUCAGCGUUGAAGGCGUGGGGGCAGAGCACUUCACCUUUGAGGUGGUGGACGUGAGCCCCGACAGGAGUGACAGCACAACGACCACGGCGCGGCUGAGCAUCAGCACGGCGCUUGAUCGCGAGACCCUCGGCUCCAACUUUACACUGACGCUGGUGGCGACAGACAGCAGUAGUGAUGGUGGAAGUGGUGGUAGCAAUGAUGUGACGUUGCCAUCCACGCCCUCAUUCCCUGCACUACGCGGCACAGCCCGCCUGCACGUGAUGCUUGCAGACAUCAACGACAAUGCACCCUCGUUCACGGCCCCAGAGCCGUUUGUUGCGCACGUGCGCGAGGAUGCGCAGGCUGGGGCGCUGGUGACGACGAUUGUCACCCACGACCCCGACGAAGGGCUCAACGGUGUUGUGCGCCUGUUCCAGACCACGGCCACGUCCGUCUUUUUUGUGAACACGUUCACGGGCGAGGUGCGCCUGCUGGUGUCUGACCUUGAUCGGGAAACAACGGACACCUACGAGGUGACGGUGGUGGCGGAGGACCGGGCCGCCGAUCCCGACGCGCGCCAGGCCACAACCGCCACCCUUGUCGUGCAUGUGACCGAUGUCAAUGACCACGCCCCCGUGUUUGAGAAGAGCGUGUACACGCAAGACGUGCGCGAAGACAUUGCUGCCGACACGCCCGUGGUUGUAGUGGCUGCGAGCGACGACGACGCCGGCCUCAACGCGCAGCUGACGUACACGCUGGACGAGGACGAGGGCGGCCUGUUUGUGAUUGACGGCAGCAGCGGCGAGGUGUUUGCAUCGCGGCCGCUGGACCGUGAGACCCGUGAGUCGUACGUGCUUGUGGUGCGCGCAACGGACAACGGCAGUGAGCAGCGGCUGAGCGCCACCGCCCGUGUUGAGCUCACGCUGCUUGACGUGAACGAUCACGCCCCCAUCUUCACCAACACGCCGUCGCAGCAGCAAGGCCCCAUUCGCGCAACCCUGCCGGAGGAUGCCGUCAGUGGCGUGCACGUGGUGACGCUGACGGCCACGGACGGCGACGCCACCGCACCCAACAACGACGUGCGGUUUGGGCUGGCUGCCAACGAGACGUGGUCGCACGCAUUUGAGGUGGAUGCUGUGACGGGCGCUGUCCGCGUGGCGACUGGAGAUGCUGGCGGCGACGUGCAGUGGUUUGAUCACGAAACCGCAGCAGAGGUCGCCGUCACCGUGCUUGUGUAUGACAUGGCAGCCGACGUUGCCGACCGACUCACCACGACGGCUCAGCUGGUGGUGGCCAUCACAGAUGUCAACGACAACGUGCCUCAGUUCACGCCACGCGAGUACGUGGUGACGGUUGUGGAGACGCAGAGCACGACUGAGCCCAUUGUUGCGCUCGUGGUGGAGGACGCCGAUCAGGGUGUCAACGCACAGGUUGAGUUUGAGAUUGCCGGUGGUAACAUGAACAGCGCCGUUCGCAUCGACGCCUCCGGCACGCUGUACCCGAACAACCUCGACUUUGAAACGGCACCCAUUCUCAACAUCAUCGUGCUUGCAAGCAACCCGGCUGGCGCGCUCGGCGCUCAGCCAAGUGCCGUGGCCACGGUUCUGAUAACGCUCACAGACGACAACGACGAGCAUCCGGCGUUUGUGGGCGCACCGUACGCGUUUGAGGUGAGUGAGGGCGCAGAAGUGGACACGCGCAUUGGCAGCGUGCUCGCACAGGACCCAGACACGGGCGCCGGCGGCCAAGUGGAGUACCUCUUGGUUGGCGGUAAUGCUGCCGGGAAAUUCAAACUCGAGGGCGGCACCCUCUUCACCGCGGGCCGGCUUGACCGGGAGGUCGUGGACACAUAUGCGCUUGUUGUUCGCGCACGCGAUCUUGGCACAGAGCAGCAGCUCUUCACAGACGUCACCAUCACUGUGACGGUGACGGACGAGAACGACAACGCACCUGUGUUUGACGAGGAAGCGUACACGGCCAGCGUGCUGGAAAGCGCUGCGCUCGGCGCACAGGUGGUGCGCGUGCGUGCGACAGACGCUGACCUGGCGGACAACGCCCGCAUCACGUACACGCUGCUUGGUGCCGGCACCACCAACAGCACCGGCAGUGCGGUGGUGGGCGCGUUUGAGAUUGACGCGAGCAGCGGGGUGAUCUCUGUUGCGCGACCGCUGGAUCGCGAGACGCAGGCCGCAUACGAGCUGACGGUGGUGGCGGUGGACGGUGGUGUGGAGGAGCUCACACGCCUCGUUGGUGUCACCAUCACCAUUGGUGACGUCAACGACAACCCGCCCUAUGUGACCAACGCCGUGCGCACCGCCUCCGUGAGCGAGGCGCUCGCCCCUGAGUCGCUCAUCCUCACCGUCACGGCCGACGACGUGGACAUUGUCGACACCGACGUUGUAUUCUGGCUGCAAGACAGCAGCGAUGACCUGUUUGCCAUCGACAGGGACAGCGGACGCGUGACGCUGCAGGGAGCGCUGGACUACGAGUCGGCACGCAGCCAUACGUUUGUGGUCCGCGUCGCCAACGCGGCAACAACCUCGCUCGACCAGUUCACGGAAGCAUCCUUCACCGUCAAUGUGCAGGACAGCAACGACAACGCCCCCGAGUUUGCUGCGGAGCUGCCCAGCGAGCUGGACGUACCGGAGAACGUGCUUGCAGGCAGCACGCUGAUUGUGGUCACGGCCACAGACGCGGACGAGGGCAGAAACAGCGACGUGACGUAUGCCCUGCGCUCCACCCACAACGAUACGUUUGCACUGGAUGCGCUGAGCGGGCGCCUGCGUGUGCUGAAACCGCUUGACCGCGAGACGCGCGACAGGUAUGCGCUGACGAUUGUGGCGACGGACCGUGGUGUGGAGCAGCAGCUGCAGACAACGUUUGACAUGCUGGUGCGUGUACAGGACGUCAACGACAACGCGCCACAGUUUGAUCAGGUGCUGUAUGAGGGCCACGUAAGCGAGGAUGCGUCUACUGGCACGGUUGUCUUGCAGGUGGUAGCACGCGAGCGUGACAUCGGCGCCACCGUCACCUACUCCAUUGUCGCUGUGCUCGCAAGCAACGACAACGGCAAUGCGAGCACAACUCAACCAGCCUCCACGACCACCUCGUCAGCCACCACCAAAACAACAACCACAACCAUAACCACAACCACCGCCACGACGAGCACUACCAGCACAACGAUGGUGCCGACUGUGUUGCCGUUUGAGAUUGACGCUGUUACUGGCGAGAUCAAGGUUAGCAUUGCGCUGGAUCGCGAGACGGUGCAGGCGUACCGGUUUGUUGUUGUGGCGACGGAUGAGGACGGGCUCAACUCCACAGCCAGCGUGCAUGUCAUUGUUGACGACGUGAACGACAACGCGCCCGCGUUUGUGCAGGGCGGCUACAGCGCAACCGUUGCCGAGAACACGGCAGGCGUUGAUCUCAUCACGCUGGCGGCGACCGAUGCGGACAGGCCCGCAACUCCAACGCAGCUCACGUUCAGCCUUGCACAAGGAGAGUGGAGCCAGCACUUUGUUGUGGACCCCGUGAGUGGCGUUGUCCAGCUGGUGCAGGCACUCGACCGCGAAGCGGUGGCCGUGGUGUAUCUGCAGGCGGUUGUCUCGGACGGCGGGCUGCCGAGUGCACGGACGUCCACUGUCGCUGUGGUGGUCACGGUGACGGACGAGAACGACAACGCGCCCGUACUGGAUGUGGCCUCCAACCCAACUGUUGUGCAGCUGCGGGAAGGUGCAGCCAACGGCACGGUUGUGGGCCGCAUUGCUGCCACAGACGCCGACGAAACAAGCACGCUCGCCUUUGCCAUUCUCAACGUGCAGACGGAACACGCGGGCAACGAGAACACGGCGGCCGCAGCCAAUGCUGAGGAGCCGACGUUUGUGACCAUGGACGCGAUGAGCGGGAUGGUGGCGCUGGCACGCGACCUGGACUACGAGGAAGCAUCCGCCGUUGUCGUGCAGGCGGUGGCCACGGACGGCGCGUUCACGUCGGGGACAUAUGUGAUCCGCAUUGAGGUGGAGAACAUCAACGACAGCCCGCCUGUGUUUGCGCAGCCGAGCGUGCAGGCAUCGCUCCCCGAGAACAACGCGCCUGGUGCUGUCAUUGCACGCCUUGCUGCGUCGGAUCCUGACGGCGCUGACUUGGGUGCCCUGCGGUACUUUAUCAGCUACUCCUCGCACCCUGGCCUGGUUGCCGUCAACGCCACAACAGGCGUGGUCAUUGCGACGCAGACCAUUGACAGGGAGGAGACGGGUGAGAUUGUUGUUCGCGUCACCGCCGAUGAUGGCGGAAGUGAUGGUGGCAACCGACGCCGUCGUGAUGUCCUCAAUUCCACUUCCACCACGACUGCGACUGCGACUGCAACCACCAUCGUUGCAGGCAAUGACACCGUUCAGCAACCAACAACAACAGCCACAACCACAGCAGCAACAACUGCUUCCGCAACAGCAACAACAGCCACAGCCACAGCAGCAACAACAACAACAACAACAACAACAACAACAACAACAACAACAACCCCUGUCGCCAAUGACGUGUGCUCCAGGUUUGUCACGGCCAGCGAAUGUGAGGCCGUGGCUGCGUGCGUGUUUGCUGGUGCGUCGUCUGUGUGCUUCAACGCCAGCGAGCCCGCCCCGUGUGAGCUGCUGUUUGAGAGCAACUGCACCGCAUAUGGAUGUGAGACAGACCCUGCCCUCAGCAAUCGAUGCCGCCACAUUGGCCAGCGGCUGCCCUGCAGGGAGUACCCGACAAACGAUACGUGCCCCGAUGAUUGCGUGUUCAUGGCAACGCCGCUUGCGGGCGGGCUGUGUCUGGAGCAGGGCGAGCCGGUGCCUUGCUUUGCGUUUGACGUGAACACGUGUCCAUCUGACCGCUGCGCUCUGCAAGGUGGAGCCUGCGCCGUCAAGGCGGACACAACAGCAACGACCACCAUUGCCCCAGGCAGCACCCCUGUCGUCGGCACCACCACCACCACCACCACAGCUACUGCUAUUGCUACCGCCACGACGACAAGCAACAAUAACAUCUCCACCGCGGACAGCUCAACGCGCAUGAUGGUGAAUGGAACAGCUGCAUCUUCCACAACACCAACCACGACACCCGUAGUUGCGACCACGGCAACAACCGCAAGCACCGUGGCCACGCCAAGCACCACUGGCGUCACAACACCUGUGCAGACAACAACAGCAGCCACAACAACGGCGUCUGAUGCCGGUGUGGCGUGCGCCGGCCUGUGCACGACAGUGACCCUGACCAUCACGGUGGAGGACAUCAACGACAACGCGCCCGUCAUUGUGACACGCGACGUGCUGCUUGAGGUGCGGGAGGAUGUGGCAGUUGGCAGCAACAUCACACACGUGGUGGCCGUUGACGAGGAUGAUGGCGCCAACGCCGAGCUGUUCUUCCGCUUCACGGCUGCGCAGAGCGUGUUUGCGAUUGAGCCGAGCACGGGCGCGAUCACGCUCGCGGCUCCACUCGACUUUGAGACAACGACGCUGUACCAGCUGACAGUGGAGGUGGACAACACAAACACGUACGACGAUCCAACACAGAUGGACGCGACCACGGUCACCAUUACCGUGCUGGACACCAACGACAACGCGCCCGUGUUCACGGAGGGCGGCAGCUACGCCAUGAGCGUGGCGGAGAACGAGGGUGUUGGUGCCGUCGUCGGGCGCGUGCAGGUGACCGAUGCCGACUCUGGCGUGAACGAGCUCGUAUCAUUUAUGCUCGUGGGCGGGCGCGCUGAUCUGUUCAGCGUCAACCCGGUGUCGGGCGUCGUCACGACGCUGCAGCCGCUGGAUCGCGAGGUGCAAGCAGAGUACGCGCUGACGGUGCUGGCCUUGGAUCAGGGCUCCCCACAGCUGUCCACCAAUGCAACGGUGACCGUGACCGUUGGCAACGUUAACGACAACGCGCCGCAGUUUGACCAGGCCGUGUACCGCGUUGAGGUUGAUGAGCGACGCGGCACAACGGGGGCGGUGGUGCCGCUGCGUGCAGUCAGGCUCACCGCCACGGACGGUGAUGGCGACGCCAUGGUGUUCUCGCUCGCCCCAACGCCGUUUGCGCAGUAUGUGCAGGUGUUUACCAACGGCGACGUGUUUGUGACGCCUUCGUUUGACCACGAGCAGCUGACACAGUUCAACGUGACUGUGGAGGUGACUGAUGUGGUCGCGGGCGGUGCCGGCAGCGGUGCGGGAGCACCCAUGACCACCACCGCUGUUGUUGUCGUGGACAUUCAGGACAUCAACGACAGGGACCCCGUGUUCCUCGCGGACACAUACGUGGCGACGGUGAGCGAGGCGGCAAGCGUGGGCACGCCCGUGGUGCGUGUGAGCGCGAGCGAUGCAGAUGCCUCCAACGUGGCCAUCCGCUAUGCGCUGGACGACGGCGGGCUGAGCCCCUUUGACAUUGACGAGGCGUCGGGCCUGGUUGUCGUUGCGGGCAGCCUGGAUCGCGAGUCUGCCGGGUCGUACCAGGUGACCGUCUCUGCACGGGAUGACGGCGAUCGCACGGGGUUUGCGUCUGUUGUCAUCACCAUUGCCGAUGUGAAUGACAACGCGCCGCUGCUGCCGCCGUCGCCGCUGGAUGUUUCCGUCCGGGAGAACGCGGAUGCCGGCACGCUGGUGACCACCAUUGUUGCGACGGACAGCGACGCCGGCGCCAACGGCCAGGUGUCGUACUUCCUCGACUACGCGCGCAGCACGCUGACCCGGGCUGGCACGGGCGCAACGCAGGCUGGCUCUGAAGCCACGAUUCCGUUUACCAUUGGCGAGACCAGCGGGCGGCUGGCGGUGUCUGGCAAUGUGGAUCGCGAGGCGGUCACCGCGUACACGCUUGUGGUGUUUGCUGUGGACGGCGCGACGGGAACCGACCAAGCACGCAGCCAGGACUUGGUCGUGCGCGUGGCUGUUGGUGACGAGAACGACAACGCCCCCAUGUUUGCGGCCAGCACCACCGCCGGCGCAAGCUUUGACGCCACAAGGGCCACCUACCAGGUGUCUGUGCAGGAGGACGUGUCGGUGGGAAGCGAGGUGCUGCUGCUGGCGGCGACAGACGCAGACGAGGGCGCCAACGCCGCGCUGACGUUUGCUCUGGUGAGCAGUGGCGGUGCCGGUGUUAGUGUCUCCAGCAGCGGCGCCAUCACACUCACGUCCCCGCUGGACCGCGAGACAACGGCUCAAUACGAGCUGGUCGUGGAGGUGCUUGACGGCGGCAGCCAGCCGCUGGGCGCGCGCGCAACCGUGCAGCUGACUGUUCUGGACGUGAAUGAUGUGACGCCCGCGUUUGUGCCUGCAAGCAUUGCCGACCUCGUGCUGUCCGAGGACCAGGCGCCGGGCAUGGUCGUACGCACGCUUGCUGCUGUGGACAAUGACGAGGGCAACAACGGCGACCUUGUGUUUGCGCUCAUCACGGGCGUGGACACGCUGUCCGCUGUGAGCGGCCCAUUCAGCAUUGACGCGUCGACGGGCGACGUGUAUGUGAGUGCACUCGACUACGAGCAGAUGAGCGCGAUGCAGCUGCGCGUGUAUGUGACAGACAAGGGCCAGCCGUCGCGGUCAGCCACCGCAAGCAUCGCCGUCAGCAUUGUGGAUGUAAACGACAACGCGCCCGUUGUGUCCGCCGUGCAGGCGCGCGCCACGCUGGAGGUGUCGGAGGCCAUUCCCGUGACGGGCGCCGGGCUCUUUGGUGUCGCGGUCACAGACGCCGACGGCACGCUGCUCAACUCGGACAUUUCCAUUUCGCUGCAGACAACGCUACUGACAGGUGGUGGUGAUGCGGGGGAUGGUGGUGAUGAUGAUGCGGUUACAACGACGACGACGACGACGACGACGACGAGUGGGAAUGUGAAGCUUACACUGGACAGCGGUUCCGUGGGCAUUGUGGCGCAGGGCCGGGAGGCGAUUGUGAUUGCCGAGGACCUUCAGUAUGACGCCACUAGCACCAGCACCUACACCGUGACGGUGAGCGCAAGCAACCCGCGCGCAGCUGCCAGCGACGUGGUGACAACCCAGGUGAACGUGCAUGUGCUUCCGUUCCUGGACCAGACCACGCCCGCCGAUGCCUCGGCCGUUGUCUUCAACAUGGCCGUUCCAGACCCCUGCCUCGACUACCCAGAUGCCGACUAUUGCCGCAACCUCGGCCGCAGCGCCAGCAACAGGCUGCGGUACGAGGUGUGGACGCGACGCAACUUCAACUGCGAGCCUGCGCUGUGUAACGACCAGGAGGUGGUCGUGGCUACGGCAUCGUCAUCGGCAACAGCGUGCAUGUGCCGCGUGUUUGGCAAGGGCGACGCAGGCUACUCCGCUGGCGUGAGCACAUACACACUGGACGGCCUGCUGCCAGACACGACAUACGAGUUCCAGCUGCGGGCAUAUGACAGCAGCGACGCCAAGGUUGGCACGUCUGCCUUCUACCCGCUGCGCACCACGCAGUUUGCGCCGACGGGCGUGGCGCUGGUGCGGCAGAACGACGGCCUGUACAACGUGUCGUGGCAGGCGCCGCGCCAGCCCAACGGUGCGCUGGUCGGCUACCGCGCGUGCUACUGCGACGCAAGCAUCGCCCCGGCCACGUGCGCGUGCGGCAUUGCGGGCGCCGUGCAGGUGCCACAGGGCAUCACCACGCGCACGUGGGUUCUUGCACCGGACGACGGAUCCGUGCUGCCGGCCAAUGAGGAGUACACGUUUGUUGUCGAGGCCGUCACCACGCUGAGCGACGGCACGCCGACACAGGAACGGUCCAACACCGUGUCCACAACACUGGCGGUGAACGAGGACGACGUGAACAGCGGCGGCGGGGGCAGCGGCAGUGGCGGCAACACGUCAGCCAGCGGCAGUGCAAACGCGCUUGGCUCUGGCGUGAUUGCCGGCAUUGCGCUCGCCGGCGUGCUGCUGGUGUUGCUGGUGAUUGUGAUUGUUGUGCAGCUGCAGCGUCAGAACCAGCGGUCUGGCAUGACCGACCUGGCGCGCUUGUACGGCAACGGCGGUGAUGGCGGCAGCACAGGUGGUGGCAAGCGCCCACCGAGCAUGUUUGUGGACAACGGCAACCUGUUUGAACUGCCGGUUGUUGGCGAGGAGGGCGUGAUGUUGAACAGCAGCAGCAACAACAGUGGCGGUGCCGGCCACCCGUCUGGUCUGCUGAUGGAGAGCACCUUUCAGGGGCACAGCGGCGCACCAGGCAAUGGCAUGUCCAGGGUGAUGCUGGUUGGGGGCAGCGCUGGUGGCGCCAUGAACGAGAGCGAGGACCACGGCUUCUGGGACUACUACGUCAAGGAGCGAGCAGACCAGUUCCUCGCCGGCGCACACGGGCACAACGCCUCUGCAUCGGGCAUGCAGGGCGGCAACGCCUCCAACACGACGAUGGCGCCCUGGCCACAGCAGGGGCAGGAGCCAAGCAUGCUGCACCACAAGCCGCUGGUGCUGGAUGGAGAUGACGGUGGCGGCCUCAACACGACCAGCACCAACACCGACGCCAUGGUGGCGGAUGCAUCCCAGCAGCAACAACCUGAUGCAUAUGGCAGCAGCAGCAGCAACAGCAGCGACAACGCGGCCACCAACGAGUACAGCAGCAGUGCGCGUGCGUCCCGCGGGUCGUUUGGCCUGCGCGCCCCGCGUGUGCUUGGCAACGGCCUUGGCGGCAUACAGGUGGCGACACGCGCCAUGCGUUCGGACAGCAUCGCCGGCGUUGUCACGGGCAAACAGGUGAUGGAGGCCGCGGAGCAGGAUGGGGUGCGGGCGCAGGCUGGUGUACGCUUCCGCGGGACACAGGCGAGCGGUACGCGCAUUGACGCACGCGAUGUGGAGGUUCGCUUCCACGAGAUGCGGCAGAAGGGCGCUGUGGACGUGGAGUUUGAACGCCUGCAGCAGGAGAGCGCCCACCACACGUUUGCCAUGGAGGUUGGCACGCAGACGUACAACGUGCGCAAGAACAGGUACGGCAACGUGAUACCGCUGGACGACACGCGCGUGCUGCUCAAGGCCACGGGCCAGCUCGGCUCCGACUACAUCAACGCCAACUACAUGCCGAGCAUGAAGCGCGCGCCGGCGUUUGUGGUGUCGCAGGCGCCCGUCCCAGCCACGAUUGCGGACUUUUGGCGCAUGGUGUGGGAGCAGCGCGCAGGUGUGGUGGUGAUGGUCACGCGCGAGGUGGAGAAGGGCAAGAUCAAGUGCCACAAGUACUGGCCAGACGCGCCUGCCAACGGCAGCCCGGGUGGCACCGACAACGAGCACGGUGGCGAUGGCGUCAUCUACGCUGGGCGGUUUGAGGUGCGGCACGUGCAGCGGCAGGUGGACGCCGACGGCGGCUACGAGCUGCGCACAUUCUCUGUCCGCGACCCGGAGGCUGGGGAGACGCGUGAGAUUCGGCACUUUGCCGUGACGAGCUGGCCGGACCACGACGUCCCAGAGUCUGCUGCCGCCAUCAUCAAGUGCGUGCUUGACGUGCGACGCGCUGUGGAGACGCAGCGCACGGCUGGGCUGCACGGCCCCGCGGUCGUGCACUGCAGCGCGGGCGUUGGUCGCUCUGGCGUGUUUGUUGCGCUGCACAACUGCAUGCAGCAGCUUGAGAUGCAGGGGGCCGUGGACGUGUACGCGACGGUGCUGUACAUGCGCACGUUCCGCGCUGGCAGCGUGCAGACGCUGUCGCAGUACCGCUUCAUCUACGAUGCCGUGCUCGCCUACUUCCGCAGCAACGCCCCGCAGCUCCUGCAGGUGGGCACAACCGCCCAUGGUGGUGGUGGUGUCGGUGUUGAUGGUGGUGGCGCUGGUGUUGAUGGAGGCGGCCUUCACAACGUGUCUGCUUCGAUGGCGCGCGGUCAGCCCGUGACACGUGCACCGACGGAUGACGUGGCCGCUGAUCCAGAAUACCUCAUCCAUGCCCUGGCACAGAUUUGAGUGCUUGAAGAUUGGAGUUUGAAUAGUGAGUGUGUGUAUGUAUGUAUGUGUGAAUGUGUGUGUGUGUAUGUUUGUAUGUGUGUAUGUAUGUGUAUGUGCGUGUGCGUGUAUGCAUGCAUGUGUGUGUGAGUGUGUGUGUGUGUGUGGCUUUUUUCUUUUGUGGUUGUGGUUAUGGUGUGGUGGCGAGUACGUGGGUGGCUUGGAUUGUGCGUUGUGCUUGAACCGUCGAUUGAGCGAUAGUCGGCCUGUACGUGUGCUUGCGAGUGAGAGAGCGUGGAGAUUGGCGGAAGGACUGUC